Messenger RNA from Jatropha curcas, 1014 nucleotides. NCBI's taxonomy places the organism in Eukaryota, Viridiplantae, Streptophyta, Magnoliopsida, Malpighiales, Euphorbiaceae. The record is from RefSeq and is a predicted model, not a curated record.
CUUCUACAUUCUCUACUGACUCUUUCUUUCUUUUUCUUUCUCUCUUUCUCUUUUUUUUCACUUUCUUUUCCUGUUGGGCCCAUUAGUCUGCAAACUCAUCUGGGUCAUUAUUAAAUCUUCCUCCACCAGCAACUUUCAUUUCCAUCUCCACCUCUCUCUUUCUUGUUCCUUUUCUUUUCUUUUCUCUCUCUGUACCUGUAAGCUUCAAAAGAUAUAGAGCUGUUAUGGCUGGGUCUCUUCAGGACAUAGAAUCUUGGCUUCCAACUGAGUUUCUUACUGAGGAAGAGUUGCUUAUGGACAAAGAAAACUUUCUCAAGAACGCUGAGUUCAACCCCAGUUUUAGCUUCCCUUCUGAGUUCCCUUACGAGUUUGACUCGUUUGGUUCCUCUUCGUCUCUCAGCUCGCCGGACGAAUCUGUUAUUGGCUCAACUGAAACAGAGAGCAGUAACGAGGACGAUUUCUUAGCUGGGUUAACCCGGCGUUUGACUCAGCAAAUCACUGUGAAGUCUCAGAAGACGGUCAUGGCUGGGUCACCUGAAUCAACACUGAGUGGAAUCGGAAGCUGGUCUGUUUCAAGCAACGGAAGCCCAAACGGUGUGUUGUCACCGCCAACGACGCCAUUUGGGGCUAAAAAUGAUACGUGGGAUCUGAUAUACGCAGCUGCUGGUCAAGUUGCGAGGUUAAAAAUGAGCAAUGAAGGCAAUAAGUACAGUAAUCAACAAGGGAGAGGAUUAUUGUGUCCUCUCAGGAGCCAAAAUCCAGAAACAGCACUGAAAUAUCAGAAUACUGGGUUUUACUCGAGCCAGUGCUAUGGCCACUCUGUUCCUCAAAUGAAUCAGUACCAUUGCAAGAGCGAGGCAAAACAAUACGCUGAAACAAACAGAUGAAUCCUUCUAUUUGGGCAAAACAAGCAGAAGUGAAAGUAGCGCUGCGCAAGCCCAGAGCCACCAGCAGCCACCACUCUCUGCAGCGAGCACCAACUCCUUCAACCUCAGCACCACCACCAGCAACAGC